AUGGCGAGAGGCAUUCGCAAGGCGGCCUUUCUGCCGUUUUGUUUUCUUUCUAUUUCUUUCUUCUCUUGUAUAUCAAAUGUCUUUUCUUCAGAAGAUGCUGAAGGAGAUGGAAAAGUUAAGGACGUAGUGAUCGGUAUUGACCUGGGAACGACAUACUCCUGCGUUGGGGUGUAUAGACAGGGCCGCGUCGACAUCAUUCCGAAUGACCAGGGAAACCGUAUUACCCCCAGUUAUGUUUCUUUUGCUGAUGAUGAGCGCCGCAUCGGUGAAGCUGCAAAGAAUGAGGCAGCUAACAACCCUACCAACACGAUCUUUGAUGUUAAGAGGUUGAUCGGUCGCCGCUAUAACGAGAAAGAAGUACAGAGAGAUAAGGAGUUGCUUCCCUAUUCAAUUAUUAAUAAGGAUGGGAAGCCUUAUAUUCGUGUUAUGGUUAAGGGACAGCCGAAGGAGCUGGCGCCUGAGGAAGUUUCUGCAAUGGUGUUGGGUAAAAUGAAAGAAGUUGCAGAGAACUACCUCGGUAAAGAAGUCAAGAAUGCAGUCGUUACCGUGCCCGCAUACUUCAACGAUGCACAGCGCCAAGCUACAAAGGAUGCAGGAGCAAUUGCAGGUUUGAAUGUCAUUCGUAUCAUCAACGAACCCACUGCCGCAGCUAUUGCAUAUGGGCUCGACAAGAAAGACGAAAAGACUAUUCUUGUCUACGAUCUUGGUGGAGGUACCUUUGACGUUUCAGUGCUUGUUAUCGACAACGGCGUCUUCGAAGUGCACGCGACUUCAGGUGAUACGCACCUUGGAGGAGAAGAUUUCGAUCAGCGUGUGAUGGACCACUUCUUGAAGAUCAUUCAGAAGAAAUUCGGCAAAGAUUUGCGAAAAGACAAGAGCGGCUUGCAGCGCCUCCGUCGUGAAGUUGAACGCGCGAAGAGAGCGCUUUCCUCUUCUCACCAGGUGACGGUGGAAGUUGAGGGUUUGGUUGAUGGCGAGGACUUCUCAGAAACUCUGACUCGCGCUAAGUUUGAAGAAUUGAAUGCAGAUUUGUUCCAGAAGACUUUGAAACCAGUCAAGCAAGUGUUGGAAGAUGCUGAUCUGAAGAAGUCUCAGAUUGACGAAAUUGUGUUGGUGGGUGGCUCUACUCGUAUUCCUAAGAUUCAGCAGCUUAUCAAGGAGUUCUUCAACGGAAAGGAACCCAACAGAGGCAUCAACCCCGACGAAGCCGUCGCUUAUGGUGCAGCAGUUCAGGCGGGUAUUCUUUCUGGAGAAGGAACCCAAGACAUGGUUUUGCUCGACGUUACUCCCCUCACUCUCGGUAUUGAGACUGCAGGUGGUGUGAUGGCUAAAGUUAUCAACAAGAACACCGUCAUUCCCACCAAGAAGACACAAACCUUCUCUACAUACUCUGACAACCAAUCGGCUGUCCUUAUUCAGGUGUACGAAGGUGAACGCCCAAUGACGAAGAACAAUCAUUUGUUAGGAAAGUUUGAGUUGACGGGUAUUCCACCUGCACCUCGUGGAGUUCCUCAGAUAGAUGUUACGUUUGAUGUUGAUAGAAACGGUAUUUUGAAUGUUAGUGCAGUUGAUAAGGGGACAGGAAAGAGUGAGAAGAUUACUAUCACCAAUGAUAAGGGUCGUCUUACCCCUGAUGAGAUUGAGAGGAUGAUUCAGGAGGCAGAGAAGUUUGCUGAUGAAGACAGAAAAACUAAAGAAAGAGUGGAUGCAAGAAAUGCUCUUGAAGGAUAUAUACACUCCAUGAGAUCUACUGUUGAAGAUAAAGAUAAACUCGCAGAUAAGAUUGAAGAUGAUGAUAAGAAAACAAUCACAGACAAGAUUACAGAAGCAAAUGAAUGGCUUGUUGCAAACCCUGAAGCAGACGGAGAAGAGCUUCGAGACAAACUUAAAGAGCUAGAGAGUGUAUGCAACCCUAUCAUAUCCAAGGUGUAUGGGCAGACAGGAGGGGCUUCAGAUUCAGGAGCAACAUCAGCAUCAGACGACGACUACAGCAGCCAUGAUGAGUUGUAA
Molecule: messenger RNA, 2010 nt
Organism: Eimeria acervulina
Lineage: Eukaryota; Apicomplexa; Conoidasida; Eucoccidiorida; Eimeriidae
Product: heat shock protein 70, putative
Exons: 5
Coding region: 1-2010 (669 amino acids)
Biological process (GO): protein refolding; endoplasmic reticulum unfolded protein response; cellular response to unfolded protein
Cellular component (GO): cytoplasm; endoplasmic reticulum lumen; membrane
Molecular function (GO): ATP binding; ATP hydrolysis activity; heat shock protein binding
Source: RefSeq, a predicted model, not a curated record